Messenger RNA from Spirometra erinaceieuropaei, 1692 nucleotides. NCBI's taxonomy places the organism in Eukaryota, Metazoa, Platyhelminthes, Cestoda, Diphyllobothriidea, Diphyllobothriidae. The record is from the annotation of a GenBank genome assembly.
AUGCAGCUGCGCUGUAGCGGCCACCUGGUGCGCAUGGACGAAGAGCGACUACCCAAACGACUCUUCUACGGAGACGUCGCGACGGGUUCUCGUCGUCAAGGAGGCCGAAUUCGCCGUUACAAGGAUACUCUGAAGUCCUCCCUGAAGCGCCUUCAAAUCAAACCGACCAACUGGGAAGAGCUCGCUCGCGAUCGUCCGACAUGGAGGAGAACAGUGAAGACGGGCGCUGCUAUCUAUGAAGCCAACCGAAUCGCCGCCGCCAAAGCGAAACGCGAAGCCCGCAAAUCACAACUUCUCCCAGUCCGCAACGCCGCCGCACAACCUCCCCCUACGUGUCCUCGAUGUCAACGGACAUUCCGGGCACGAAUCGGACUUGUUGGACAUCUUUGGAUUAACUGCGCCUCUCGAACGGCACCAACCAUCGUUCCCCCGCCUGCCUCUUCCUCCUCCUCUCUUCCGCCAACUAACUCUGACACUCCUUCUGCUCCACCACUUCCAUCCUCCUCCUUCUCCACUGCCCCAGCGGUGGCCGUUCAGACUGCCGUCUCACACAUCGCCAACCACGACACAACAACCACAACCACCCCCACAUCACUCGAUUCCAGUGAUGAGGAUCAGGACUACACCUGCCCUCACUGUGACCGCACCUUCACCUCACACAUCGGCCUGGUCGGUCACUUGCGAAUCCAUCGCACAGAGACUGGCGAACCAGUGCCUGGAGCACCAACCUACACCCGCCGCACUCGCCUCCACUGCCCACAAUGCCCUCGCACCUUCACACAUCGCAUGGGUCUAUUCGGCCACAUGCGCAUCCACGAGAGCGGAAUUGACCGCAGCCUUGACACACCCACCCCGCCGAGGACCACUCCCAAUACACCACCCUGUGCACCCACUAACCACUCCCCAGCUGACAUCGACGCCACCGACCUUACCACCCCUCAUUCCUCCCCUUCCUCCUCCUCUUCCUCCUUCACUGCCACAACGACGGCCGCUUCGGCGUCUGUUGCCACGACCUCACCACAGCCGAACCUGACACAACAACAGGCACAACCCCUGCAACCUCCAUCAUCAGACGUGAGGGCCAGGACUACAUCUGCCCUCACUGCGAUCGCACCUUCACUUCACGCAUCGGCCUGGUCGGUCACUUGCGAAUCCAUCGCACAGAGACUGGCGAACCAGUGCCUGGAGCACCAACCUACACUCACCGCACUCGCCUCCACUGCCCACACUGCCCUCGCACCUUCACGCAUCGCAUGGGUCUAUUCGGCCACAUGCGCAUCCACGAGAGCGGAAUUGACCACAAUUCCGAUACAGUCACGACAUCCAACACAUCCACCACGCCCAGACCAAUCCUCGCUUCACCGUCACACGCGUCGACCACCGCCACCACCACCAACACCACUGCUUCCUCUGCAGCUGACACCGACACCGCCAGCCUCUCAGGCCCACAUUGUCCACGCACCUUCACCUCAUGCAUCGGCCUGGUGGGUCACUUGCGAAUCCAUCGCACAGAGACUGGCGAACCAGUGCCUGGAGCACCAACCUACACCCACCGCUAUCGCCUCCACUGCCCACACUGCCCUCGCACCUUCACGCAUCGCAUUGGUCUAUUCGGCCACAUGCGCAUCCACGACGACCUGCGGUAGACAACCGCCGGUCACACCACACAUUCCCUCACUCCCUACCUCCUAA